This is a messenger RNA of Mercenaria mercenaria, 1856 nucleotides long. RefSeq names its product TNF receptor-associated factor 2-like. The transcript is spliced from 5 exons. Gene Ontology annotation, molecular function: metal ion binding. The coding region runs from base 1392 to 1802 and encodes 136 amino acids. NCBI's taxonomy places the organism in Eukaryota, Metazoa, Mollusca, Bivalvia, Venerida, Veneridae. The record is from RefSeq and is a predicted model, not a curated record.
AGCCCAUGUGUUGGAAAACCUUUAAGUAAACAGUUUCUGUGGAUAUAAAGCAGAAGUGGGGAAUUAGAUUUUCAUACUAUGGAUUACAAAAUUAUACCUUCAAAAAUGAAACAGUAUAUAUUUUAAACUGAGAAAGUAAAUGAUAUAAGUACAAAAUAAAAAUGGAUACAGUAUCAAAUCAUGAACAAAACUGCUUCAGAAGAAACAAACUUAGUUCUCACUAGAUAAUCUCACAGAAACACUUCAAAACAGGAAUAUUUGGAGAAAAAAUUUAACUGAAAGUUUUUUAAAUAACUGACAAUUAUAAAAAUAUGAAAACAGUUAAGAAGAAACAGAAAUCUGAAAAAUGCUGAAAGAUGUUUUUGGAACAGAAAUAAUAAUAUAAUGUUUAAUGUGUGAACUUUAUAAAGUACCACAGACCUUGUUGACAAAAAAGUUAAAAGGAAGAAUUACCAAUACACAUUUUAAAUAUAAUAAUUUCAUUAUUCAAAUCUUGUUCGACAUUCUUUAAAACAAAAUUAGAAUAAGUGAAACUGUUGCGAGUCUAUCAGACAAACAAAAAUUAAAUUUUUAGACGGACUUAUUUCAAAACCAGCCUGUCAAGUACUGUUUAAAUCUCUCUUAGUACAAAACACAUUUCUGGUACCAAUAGAACCAGAAACUGCUUAACUGAAUGCGAGACCUUCAAAAGUGGGUUUCUGAUACAAAAAGAGUCUAAAGUCUCUGAUCUGAUGUUUAAAUAAAAAAAGGAUCAGCAAUUUUUUGAUGGCAAACAUCCACAGUGAUUCUACUAUGUAUACUAGGGGAAUCAAGUUUCGAAAAUGGAGAGGAUCAGCUACGAAAGAAAACAUUUCAGGAAAAGAUCUAUCACCAGGAUGAAACUACUGACAUUCGAUGACUCUAAUUUAGUAAACGUUCAAAAAAAAUGUAAGCGGUUUCAUAAGGAGACUCCGUGGUUAAGAAACUGAAACACUCAUCAGCAGGUCAACUAGUAUGGAACUAGUAGGACACUGAAAUUGCACAUCAGCCAUAUUAUUUAAAAAGUCUAAAAUAUUAAUAAAUCGGACUCGUCAACAUAACAAUUUGCUCCACUGUUUAUGUCAGUACUUCAGAUUUUACAUUUUGAAAGUCUGAAAUUACAUAUCUUUAAACAGAUCAAUAAAUAUAUCAAAGGUUUAAAUCGAUGGAUCUUUGAACAUGUGCCAAAACUUAUUGACAUUUAAAGUUUAUGGGAAACCGGAAACGUAUGAAGAAUGUGCAUGCGCAAAGUGAGACGGAAGUAAAGAAACUGAGUCAAUUUGACCUGCUUAAAUUGUGUAGAAUUUCAGAAGUGAAAGAAGCUAUCUGUGAAAGAAAUAUUAAGACAGCUAAGCAGUGGUUGUGAAUGCAACAUGCAGCAAUACUAUUGUCUUAUCUGUGGAAGGUUGUUGAAGAGACCAGUGCAGACCAAAAAUGGUCACAGAUUUUGUAAAGGGUGUUUUUUCAAAAGAAGGACUGGCAGACAGCGAUGUAUUCUAUGUGUUGAAGAUGAAGUGCCUGAAGAACAAGACUGUUUCAAUCUGGGAAUAGAGUUCAUAUAUGGUGACAAGGCUGUAGUGUACGAUAUCUACAAACUGGAGGCACAGUGCAGGGAGUGCGGCUGUGUAGCAAACUACAGAGAAAUUAUGAAGAACCAUAUCAAAAACCCAUGCCAAGGAAGGAAUUGCUCAUAUAUUUAUCAGAUAUUCAACAAGCUGACCAGCAUGAUAUUAAACCUACAGUGUUCCAUCUGCAGUCCACCUCAUGACAGAAACAUUCAGUAAAAUUUUGGAUUAACCAGGAUUACACAAUUUUCUUGUACAGAGACCAAAUGUUUU